Messenger RNA from Cylindrotheca closterium, 1779 nucleotides. Lineage: Eukaryota; Bacillariophyta; Bacillariophyceae; Bacillariales; Bacillariaceae. The record is from the annotation of a GenBank genome assembly.
AUGAAGCGAUCCAUUCUUUCCACGGUCGUGGCCAUUGUCACCCUCUCUUCUACCAAGGCCUUUGUGCCCGCUAAAUUGCAACGAAAUGCUUUCCAACGCAAUGCAGCCACUGGGACUGACAUCAAGGUUGAGAAACCAACUGGAACAUCAUUUCUUCCCGAAGAAACUGUCGAAAGAGCCAAGGCUGGAAGCCCAAUUGAAAAGAACAAGCUGGCUAAGGACCCAGUCAAUUCUUGGAUCGAUGUCUACGAAUAUGCUCGAAAGAUCAGAGAAGGGGAAAUGACUUGGGAAGAAGUCGAGAAGGCCGAUCUUGACUGCCGUCUCAAAUAUGUUGGUAUGCUCCACAGAGGAAAACGCACUCCUGGGCAAUUCAUGAUGCGUCUCAAGGUCCCCAAUGGAAUUGUUAACUCUGACCAAAUGAGAUUCUAUGCCGACAGUGUUGAAAAGUACGGAGAGGGAGGAGUUGUUGACAUUACUACUCGUGCUAAUAUUCAGCUUCGUGGUGUGAAGAUUGAAGACGCUCCUGAUAUCAUUGAUGGCCUUCAUGCACGCAACCAAACUUCUUUCCAAUCCGCUUUGGAUAGUGUCAGAAAUAUGGUAGGAUCUCCUUUGGCAGGCAUUGAUGACAAAGAAUUGGUGGACACACGUGAAUUGUGUAAUGCCUUGAACGACUUGGUCAGUUUGGACCCAGUCACUGAGACUCGGGGAAACCCACAGUGGGCCAAUCUUCCCCGCAAAUUCAACAUGGCCAUUUCUGGUUCCAGAGAUGAUUUCGCUCACACUCACAUCAACGAUAUUGGUUUGCAGCCAGUAGCUCAUGCCGAAACCGGGGAAAUGGGUUUCAAUGUUGUCUUGGGAGGAUACAUGUCUAUCAAACGAGUCGCUGAAUCCAUCGAUUCCAAGAUGUGGAUUCCCGCCGACCGUAACUCGGUCGUUAGUCUUUGCGAGGCCAUCCUUCGAGUCUUCCGUGACGAAGGCGAACGUAAGAACAGACAAAAGGCUCGUCUCAUGUGGCUUGUUGAAGAGUAUGGCGUAGAUGGAUUCAAGGAAGCCAUCAUCAAGGAGGUCGAGAGCUAUGACAGAGGGGUCAUGAUCGAAGACAGUCAACCAGCGGCUACAGGAGCUUUUGAACGUCGUGAACUCUUGGGUGUUCAACCACAAAAGCAAGAGGGGUUGAAGCGUGUCGGUAUCUUGGUCCCCACCGGUCGCCUCAGUCCUGUAGAAUGCAGAAAUCUUGCCGAUCUUGCUGAUAAGUACUCCGAAGGUGAAAUUCGAUUGACUGUUGAACAAAAUGUCAUUCUGCCAAAUGUUGACGAAGGCAAAAUCGAUGAUCUCUUGGCUGAAGGUGUGCUUGGUGGAGGCAGCCGCCUCAGUGCAACCCCUGGGUUUAUUGAAGGAAAUGUCGUCAGUUGUACCGGUGCUCAAUUUUGUCCUUUGGCCUUGGUCGAAACCAAAUCAAACGCAGAGAAAAUGGCAAAGAAGCUAGAAUCGCUUGUCACCGUUGAUAGACCAAUCCGUAUUCACUGGACUGGAUGCCCAAACAGCUGUGGACAAGUGCAAGCUGCAGACAUUGGUAUCAUGGGAGCUCCCGCGAAAAAGGAGGUCGACGGGAAGCAAAUGGCAGUUCCAGGCUGCAAGAUUUUCGUCGGUGGCAGAAUUGGGGAAGAUGCCCACUUGGCCAUGGAGCCUAUCAAGACUGGAAUCCCGCUCGAGGAUGAAUAUUUGAUCCCCGAGUUGAUUGCAAUCCUGAAGUCGGAAUAUGGAGCAGUUGAGAAGUAA